AUGACAAGGACUUACGAUCAGGAACUGGCGUUUCUGGAGAAGAUCACUCCGACAUGUUGGAAGAUCAAAAAAGGUUUUGUCCCAAACAUGAAUGUAGAAGGUGUUUUCUACGUUAAUGAUUUUCUUGAAAAGCUUAUGUUUGAUGAACUACGAAAUUUUACUCGUAGUGGAGAUUAUGGUGGGUUUUUACCUGGAAUGAAACAAAUAGGAAAUGUUGCAGCAUUACCUGGGAUCGUCCAUCGUUCAGUCGGCUUACCUGAUGUACAUUCUGGAUAUGGUUUUGCCAUUGGUAAUAUGGCUGCAUUUGACCUAACCAAUCCGAAAUCAGUGGUUUCACCUGGUGGUGUUGGAUUCGAUAUCAAUUGUGGAGUCCGACUUAUACGCACUAAUCUGAAUUUAAAAGAUGUUCUUCCAGUGAAAGAAAAACUAACUCAAACUCUGUUUGACCAUAUUCCUGUUGGUGUUGGUUCCAAGGGUAUCAUACCGAUGGACGCUCAAGCCCUGGAAGAAGCUUUAGAAAUGGGUAUGGAUUGGUCAUUGAGACAAGGCUAUGUCUGGGCGGAAGACAAAGAGCAUUGUGAAGAGUAUGGUCGUAUGCUUCAGGCUGAUCCGUCUAAAGUUUCUUCAAGAGCUAAAAAACGUGGCCUUCCGCAACUUGGGACUCUUGGAGCUGGUAAUCAUUAUGCUGAGAUACAGGUUGUGGAGGAAAUUUUCGAUAAGCAUGCAGCAACUAAAAUGGGCAUCAACCAUUUAAAUCAGAUAGUAUUAAUGAUUCAUUGUGGCAGUCGAGGGAUGGGGCAUCAAGUUGCAACAGAUGCCUUAGUUGCCAUGGAAAAAGCAAUGAAACGUGAUAAAAUCGAGGUAAAUGACCGCCAGUUGGCCUGUGCACACAUCAAUUCGGAAGAAGGUCAAGAUUAUUUGAAAGCAAUGGCAGCAGCUGCCAACUAUGCCUGGGUUAAUCGAUCUUCGAUGACAUUUCUUGCGAGACAGGCUUUUGCGAAAAUUUUCCAUUCUUCACCGGAUGAUUUAGAUAUGCAAAUUAUCUAUGAUGUAUCUCAUAAUAUUGCUAAAGUCGAAGAGCACUGGGUAGAUGGCAAGAUCAAAACUUUACUGGUUCAUCGCAAAGGAUCUACUCGAGCGUUUCCACCCCAUCACCCUUUAAUUCCUGUUGAUUAUCAGCUUACCGGGCAACCUGUACUUAUUGGCGGCACGAUGGGUACUUGUAGUUAUGUCUUAACUGGUACUGAAAAAGCAAUGACUGAAACUUUCGGUUCUACAUGUCACGGUGCUGGUCGUGCGUUAUCUCGAGCUAAAUCCAGACGUAAUCUUGACUAUACAGAUGUUUUAGAACAAUUACGAGAAAAAGGCAUAUCGAUACGCGUUGCUUCACCUAAACUUGUAAUGGAAGAAGCUCCAGAAUCUUAUAAAAAUGUAACAGAUGUGGUAGAUACCUGUCAAGCAGCUGGAAUAAGUAACAAGGUGCUCAAAUUACGUCCGAUUGGAGUAAUCAAAGUAAAAGCAGUAAUUACCUUUGGACAAUCAUCACUGUCAGUUAUGAAUAUUCCGGACACUGAUGAAGAUCUCUUUGGCAUUGAUACUAAAACAUUAGACAAUAUACUUGAAGAUCGAGAUGAAAUUAUUAACAAUGAAAGUAUCCCAGAACUUAUUCCAGAUAAAUUAGAUCAUUUUCAAAAACCAUUCUUAUUGAUAGAUCGUCCUUAUUCAUCUACCGCCUAUGAUCGUAUUCGUGCAGUGUUCUCACCAGAUCCUAUGUUACGUGAGCGCGAAUUGAAUAAACUUGGUCGAACAGCACAAACAAUUCCUCUGUAUCUUGGUAUUUCUAUUGGAGUGAUUACAGGUGCAAUGCGUGGAGUUGUAUCGUAUGAUGAAUUUCUACGUGAAAAUAGAUAUAGUGUGUUUUCAACGCAAAAAGUAGCUAUGCGUUAUGCCGUUAACCAUAGUUUACUUCAAGGCAUGGUAUUCGGAAUUUCUACUUGUUGCAAAGUGACUAUAUUUACUGGUGGAUGUUAUACUUUGCCGUUGCUGUUCUCCGCAAUUCAGGGGAAAACAAGCUACUGGGAAUACGCUGCAGGUUGGGGGAUCACAAGCUCGUUGUAUUGCUUCAAUCGUGGAUUUAAACGAAUGCUUAUAGCAGGAAUGAUCGCUGUUGUGCCUGGUCUGGUUGUGGGUGCUUCCACCAUGUUAGCAUAUCGUAUGUCGAAUUCAACUUUUGAAGAAUUAUACGCAAAGCACUUAGCUGAAAAUAAAAAAAUUUAA
Molecule: messenger RNA, 2277 nt
Organism: Schistosoma turkestanicum
Lineage: Eukaryota; Metazoa; Platyhelminthes; Trematoda; Strigeidida; Schistosomatidae
Source: the annotation of a GenBank genome assembly